Messenger RNA from Osmia bicornis bicornis, 2363 nucleotides. It is a transcript of the gene Spag1, whose product is annotated as RNA polymerase II-associated protein 3. The record is from RefSeq and is a predicted model, not a curated record. NCBI's taxonomy places the organism in Eukaryota, Metazoa, Arthropoda, Insecta, Hymenoptera, Megachilidae. Gene Ontology annotation, molecular function: heat shock protein binding. The transcript is spliced from 11 exons. The coding region runs from base 52 to 2163 and encodes 703 amino acids. Gene Ontology annotation, cellular component: mitochondrion; cytosol.
CGCCUGUCUAAUGAAUAUUUCAAUUAAAUAACUGCGUCCAGUUUUAGUUUAAUGAUCGAAUAUAAGGGAAUGAAUUGUUGCAUUAUGGAUGCAAACGAUACAGACGUUCGCGUCGUGAAAAACGAGAAAAAAUCAUUGCUACAAAAAUACGAUGUUCCGGUAGAACAUCUUUCGUACGAAUACAUUUCUGAAUGCACGGACGGGAAGAAAUUGGAGAGAAUAGUAACUAUACUUCGUUCCGGCGAAGAAGGAUAUUAUCCAGACUUGACGAAACACGCGGAGGAACGUUUAGUUCUUCUCAAGCCGACAAGUAUAAUAUUAAGAAAAUCCGAGCCCAUUCUCAGACUAAACAUGUUAGAACCGAACAAAUACACAGAAAUUGAGAAAGAUAUAAAUACCUGGACGUCGGAAAUGCAGUCUCGGGAGAAAGAUUUAAAAGAAGGAAGAGCUACUUUGAUAGAUCCUCUUCCUCACCCGGAUAUCAGGCAACUGAAAGAAGGAGUCACAGAAAAACCUGUAGCAAUAAAUUCGAAGAAUACUAAGAAAAAUAAGCGGCUUUCCUCGUGCGACUAUGGCGCCUGGGAUAAAUACGAUGUCGACACCGAAUUAAAUAAAAUAGAUAUACGAGAUGAACAACAGAGAGUCGAUGCCAAGAGAUUUCAACAAAAACAGAAAGAAAUAACUGAGAAAAAGAAACUCGAGAAAAAUACAAUUAUCGACAAAGCAUCAUUGACCGGAACUGAACUGAACGUGAUGGCAGAGCAGGAAAGGGAAAAAGGAAAUGAGGCGUUUAGAGCUGGAGAUUACAAAGAAGCUCUAGAACAUUAUAGUACAAGUAUAAAAAUGGAUUCGAAUGCAACUGCGUUCAAUAAUCGUGCAAUGACGUAUAUUAAACUACAGCGUUAUAAAGAUGCGCUCGACGAUUGCAAUGUAGUUCUUAACGUGGAAUAUAAGAAUAUCAAAGCUCUGCUUCGUCGAGCGGUGACUUUAGAGCAUCUCGACAAAUCGUCUCAGGCAUUAGCAGAUUACGAGGCUGUUUUGAAACUAGAACCAACUAAUGCUGUGGCAAUAGCUGGGGUGAAGAAAUUAAGGAAACCCUGUGAAUCUAGAAAAGUAAGGAUGGCUAUUGAAGAACAGACAGAAGAUACAAAUGAAAAAUUGAAAUCUACGAAAAAUUCCAACGAGCAAUUCAAAGAAAGAUUGAGUUUAGAAAACAGUAUAUGUUUCUGUGAUAGAGCACCAGGACCCUCGCAGAAUUUAGGACCGAGACCGCAUAUAAAAGCCGAUUAUUGUCUCGAGGACGAGAAGAAACAAACAGUAACGAUUAAAAAUAAUGUUCCUAAGAAACUUGAAACUGAGAGAAAAAAUACAUCAGGACCAGUUAAAAUUAUAGACUCCUCUUCUAACGGAAACAAUCGUUCCUUCAAUGCUCAGAAAAAGAACGAUUCUCCUCAAACUACGAAACCGAAAUCAAUUUUCUCUUGUUCAGUGCCUUCUAAACGAGCCAGUUCAGUCCUUAUCGAGGAAAUACCUAGAGAAUCUAACGAUAGUAAUUCCACGGCUGUUAAAAGCGAAUCGAAGGAGAUAGCUAAAUCUAAAACCGUAAAUAAAAAUAACAAGUGCGAUAACAAAACGAUAAACGCAUCGAGUAUCAGGAAUUUGAACAGAAAUCUUGAAGAAAAUUGUAAUUUGAAUGGAAAGCAUGAUAAUAAGUGGUCGCCGAGAAAAGUACAAGUAGCUGAUAAGUAUACAAAUAAAACUAGUAAAUCAGAGAAAUAUGUUCCAAAGAAUUUCAGUAACAUCGAAAGCGCGUACGAUUUUAUGAAAGCAUGGAAGUCAUUGAAGAACGAUACUGAUUUGAAAGUACAUGCUCAAUUACUACGUUCGUUGAACAUUGAUAAAUUAAGUUCAGUUUUAGGGAAUGAAUUAGACGGGGACAUGUUUAGUACCAUUGUACACUGCCUGGAACAACAUUUCUGCUCAUCCAAUGAUACAGAAAUACUUAAUAAGUUUUUGAAAUCAUUCAGCCAAGUGCAACGUUUUUCAAUCAUAAAUAUGUUUAUGAAUGCCAAAGAUAAGCAAGCGAUAAAAAAUAUACUGAAUUUCUUAGAAGAACAUGGAAUGUCAGAAGUCUCGUCUUUGCGGCAAAUUUAUUGCAUCUGAGAAUACACGCGCUCUUAGCUGUUUUUGAACUUCGUAGUGACAUUACAGCGACAAGUACCAACCUUACACAAUAUAGUACUAAAUAAUGAAAUACCCCAGAAUUUAAUUGUUAGUUUGAUAUAUAACGAUAAGCAACAAACAUGCAUUGUAUUUAUUAUAAGAAAAAUGUUAUUUGAUCAAUAAAAAACAUUAUGAAUGUA